ACUAAUUUUAAAAUCAACGUUUCCGAGGCACCUUGAACGCGACAUGCACGAGGAGGAGAAACCUAUGGGAGAAACCGAAACUCUUCAGGGAUUUAAAUUCAUGCUGACAGCUGAGAGAGGUCCCUCCCUGCAGCUCAACAAACAUGUUAAACAGCACGUACUGACCCGAGGAAGACUCAAAGUUUAAAACGUUCAAGCCAAUCAAUUCCUCUUUUAGCCACCAGCGGUGUGAACCACAGAUGUGUGAACGGCCUCAGCAAGACUUCCGUAAAGUUAGCAAGAUGAGCAAGAGGAGAGAACAAAUGUGGCCAUUGUUUGAGAAGACACCAGCUAAGUACCAUGGACUGGUCAACCAUGGACAGACCUGUUACCUGAACAGCAUCCUGCAGGUUCUGUUCAUGACCAAAGAGUUCAGAGAUGCUGUGAUCAGCUUUGUGCAGAAGAAUCCUGACACUAAUUUUAUCGAUCGUCAUCUAAACGAUUUGUUUGACGACUUACUGAAACACCAGACACACACAAACACAAUCAUGGAGACACUGGGCAUUUACAGAGUCUAUGAACAGCAGGAUGCUGCAGAGUACUUUGAGAGGAUUUUAAGGUUAACCUGUCCCGACACAGCAGAGAUCUUCCAUGGUCAGAUGACACACAGAACCACCUGUUCUGAAUGUGGGACAAAGAAUGACACAGAUGGACCUUUCUGGUAUCUUCCUCUUGAGCUGGUAGAUUCCUCCAGUGGGAACUACAGCGUGGAAGACGGCAUUCAAACAUAUUUCAGCCCCACGUUAUUUACUGGAGACAACCAGAUGUACUGUGACACCUGUGAUACCAAAGGUGAUGCUUCUAGUAGAUAUGUUAUAAAGGAUCAUCCAGAUGUUCUGAUUCUGCUGCUGAAGAGGUUUGACUUCAGCUAUAAAGACAUGUCAUAUGUUAAAAUCAACCGUGCUGUUGAUGUUCCCUACACCCUGACAUUACCAGAGAAACAGGUCUAUGAACUUUAUGCAUUUGUGGAUCAUUGUGGUGAUCUGAGAAGUGGACACUACAACGCUACAAUCAAACCUCAGGAUGAAGAAGAGACGUGGUACAGCUUUGACGACACCAGAGUCUCACGGCUUGACACAAGUCCAUUCCCAGACAGCGUGACUCUUACAAGAUCCGCUAGAGCCUAUCUUCUGUUUUACAGAAGGAAAGUAACUCAAGAAGUGUGCAACACAGAUCAGAUCCCAGUCACUGAUUUGAACAAGAAGAGAAACAUAAAACCAGCAAAGAGACCAGCAGAGGGUGAGGAGUCUGGACCGGUAGAAAAAAGGGGAAUAAUAAAGUCUGAAACUGACUUUUCUUCACCAAACAUAAACGCAAAGGAUCAAAACACUGGUGAACAGAUGGAAAGCAGAAAUCUGUCCUCUAGUGGACAUCAGACCAAAGUGAAAUGUGAUGAAACGUCAACCCAAGCUGAGGCUGAUCCGACAACACUAAAAGAGAAACAAAAUGAGACAGAAGACACGGAUGGUCAAGGAGACAACAGAAGUCUGUCAUCUAAUGAAGAGAUGAGACCAGAUUUUAUUCAAGGUUUAAUUCCUAGAAACGGAGAUUGGUUACUUAUACCUGCUGGACACGAAAGACAAGACCAGACCAGUGAUGUUCAGGGUGAAUCCACAGAUAAAAAGACAGAAAACAAAACACAGAAAAGUACCCUAAAGGGUGAUGAUCAGGUAGAAAACACACAUCCUCUCUCUACUAAAGAUCAGAGUAACAUCAAGGAUACUGAAGAAGUAGACUUGUCUGAGGUUCUUCAGAUGACACCAGCUGAGAAACAAGAUCCACCUUCUCCAAAUAAUGUGCAAAAUGAAGUAAAUGACCUGGAAAACCAGAAUCAGACCAGAGGUCCUGAAAAGGAAGAGCUAGUUGAGUUAGUAGAGGUGAGAGAUGAGUGUACAUCUAUAGGCAGCAAAAGGUCAGCUGGACUUGCAGCGUUCUACCAAAACCCCAAGAGUGUUGAGGAAGAGAAGUCAGGAAAUGUCACCAACAAAGAGACCCAAAGGUCAGCCACCAGAUCCAAACAUAAAGAUGUGAGAGUGGUGGUUGGGAACCAGGAAGAAAGCAGAACUCUGCUUCCGGCUGAAGUUCCUGAAAACGCAGCUCAGCCCGAGGUAGAAUCAUCAUGGGACCGACACAAAUAUCGCUACUUUAUAGGAAUAGGAAUAGGAAUUGUUUUUGUGGUUAUUUUAUUAUCAUGUAUUUUAAUUGUUGUUCAUCAGAAAUAAAGAGCAAGAUCACAUUUUUAA
Messenger RNA from Nothobranchius furzeri (turquoise killifish), 2282 nucleotides. RefSeq lists its product as uncharacterized. The record is from RefSeq and is a predicted model, not a curated record. Lineage: Eukaryota; Metazoa; Chordata; Actinopteri; Cyprinodontiformes; Nothobranchiidae. Gene Ontology annotation, molecular function: cysteine-type deubiquitinase activity. Gene Ontology annotation, cellular component: cytosol; nucleus. Gene Ontology annotation, biological process: protein deubiquitination.